GAAGCAACUUCAAAGAGACAUCUCCAUGGGAGUACGAGUACCUAAAGCCUUCCCUAAGGAUAUUGUCAAAGAUGCUAGAGAUGGACAGUGUCUUGGAGACGUUCCAUGCGCCUGGACGAUCCAUGACUCCAGUUCCAGGUACCAAGAAGCGACCAGGAAAUGCCUACGUGUAUACUCCUCGUCAACUCUCUGACCAGGAGAGAGCUGACAUAGUCUUUGAGUUACGACAAUUGUCAAACUUUGUGUAUUUUGAGUGGCGUUCUGGUGAUGAUGGUCUAGGCGAGCCCCUUUGAGUUGAAACAACCAGGAAUGAGACUUGGUAACAUCACGAGAGCGAGCAAGGUUGCGCUCAAUACCGCAACCAGAUAUGUUCUCACAGACGGUCACGCGAUACGCGCUAGUAGGUAUAACAGCGAAGCCUCUGACGCGUCUUCACUCUUGCGCAACCAAUUUAUGUUCGCAGAUCUUAUUCUACACGAGUUGGGACACGCAUACUGGUUGAACGUCAUGAUUAUCAAGAACAACGAUCGUCCGUUUUGUCGGGACGACUAUAUCUCAGAAGAGGGGCUUGUCAUGCAAGCGGCAGUACAUGCUGGACUAGUUCUCUCGACCGAAAUCGCAAAUGUGUAUGUCCCUACGAGGCCUUUUGGCCUGAAAGCGACGAGAUGGCCAGAAAGCCAAAGCGCACAACAUUGGGAGACUAGGUCAAGCUAUGUCAAGACAGGCGGAAGAUUUGACACUCACUAUGUGUAUAUUCGGCAAUUUUUCACCGAUACCUUUUGGGACGAAGAGUUGCCUAGGUGGGGACGCAUUGCACUAUCGAGUAUCACAGCAUUAGGGGUACGGAGAGAACUACCGCAUUACUAUCUCGAAUAUGACCCUGCAGAGAGUCCAGUCCCAAGGAAGAAACGUAACAGUUACGAUGGCUUGGAGACGGAUGAUCUGAUGCCAGGCACGAAGGAACAUACUAUUGUCUCUAGAGACUGGGAUAUAACCCUGGGCCCUCUGCAGGAUUUUGAUGGAUGAGAAGUGGAAUGUGUAGCGGGAAGCAGGGGAGAAUUUUACGAGCCCGUAAGCCUUGCGUACUUCUUGGAAGGUCCACCAGAGCUAUGCAAUAGAGAUAUGCACCCAGGCAAAAGAUCAAGUCUAGGAUUCCACACGCACAUGCGAAGCAGAUCCAA
This is a messenger RNA of Aureobasidium subglaciale EXF-2481, 1181 nucleotides long. RefSeq lists its product as uncharacterized. The transcript is spliced from 5 exons. Bases 310 to 1026 code for a protein of 238 amino acids. Lineage: Eukaryota; Fungi; Ascomycota; Dothideomycetes; Dothideales; Saccotheciaceae. The record is from RefSeq and is a predicted model, not a curated record.